Thlaspi arvense is the source of this 6504-nucleotide messenger RNA. NCBI's taxonomy places the organism in Eukaryota, Viridiplantae, Streptophyta, Magnoliopsida, Brassicales, Brassicaceae. The record is from the annotation of a GenBank genome assembly.
AUGUUAAAGUCAAGAUUAAGCGAUUUAAGGACUCGAUCUUCUGUCCCGAAGAUGGCUACGUUAUCUCCCUCCGGAGCUAAUCUCGAUCCUCCGUCGAGGCUAACACCGGAGGAACAAGAUGCGAAACUGGAGAAGAAGGCCAGAAUCUGGAUGCAAUUGAAUUCGAAACGGUACGCCGAGAAGAAAAUUAGGAAGACAUGCCACCAGAACAUCUCAGGAAGGUUAUCAAAGAACAUGGUGAUAUGUCAACAAAGAGACACCGUCACGAAAAAAGAGUAUCUUGGAGCUCUAAAAUUCGUCCCUCAUGCUAUUUUCAAGCUCUUGGAGAAUAUGCCUAUGCCAUGGGAGCAAGUCAGGGACGUCAAGGUCUUGUAUCACAUCACAGGAGCGAUCAUGUUCGUGAACGAGAUUCCUCUGGUUGUUGAACCUAUCUACAUGGUUCAGUGGGGUACAAUGUGGAUUAUGAUGCGAAGGGAGAAGAGAGAUCGUAAACACUUUAAGAGGAUGCGGUUUCCUCCCUUUGAUGACGAGGAGCCGCCUCUUGAUUAUGCGGAUAACUUGAUGGAUGUUGAUCCUUUAGAGCCGAUUCAGCUUGAGCUUGAUGAGGAAGAGGAUGCUUCUGUGUGCAGGUGGUUUUACGAUCACAAGCCGCUUGUGCAGACGAGUAUGAUCAAUGGUCCUAGUUACAGGAGGUGGAACCUCUCGCUUCCGGUUAAGUCGACGCUUCACAGGCUUGCAGGUCAGUUACUUUCUGAUUUGGUUGAUCGGAACUACUUCUAUAUGUUUGACACGCCGUCGUUUUUGACCGCUAAGGCGUUGAACAUGUGUAUUCCUGGUGGUCCAAAGUAUGAGCCUUUGUAUCGUGAUGUGGAGAAGGAGUGGAACGAGUUCAACGACAUCAACAAGGUUAUCGUUAGGUCGAGGCUGCGAACUGAAGGAAGAGUAGCUUUCCCUUACUUGUACAACAACAGACCUAGGAAAGUGAAGCUCUCUUCGUAUCACACUCCUAUGGUUAUGCACAUUAAAACAGAGGAUCCUGAUCUCCCUGCGUUUUAUUAUGAUCCUUUGAUUAACCCAAUAAGUAACGGAUUUCGUGACAGGAAGGUUUAUGUUGAUGAUGAUGAAGAUGGCUUUGCUUUACCAGAAGGAGUGGAACCGUUGCUACAAGAAACUCAGCUUUACACUGACACAACAAGCGCUGGGAUUUCGUUACUGUUUGCUCCGAGACCGUACAAUAUGAGGUCAGGGAAGACGCGGCGAGCUGAAGAUGUACCGCUUGUGUCGGAGUGGUUCAAGGAGCAUUGUCCUCCAACGUAUCCGGUUAAAGUUCUGGUUAGUUACCAGAAGUUAUUGAAAUGUUAUGUUAUGAAUGAGCUACACCGUAAACCACCUAAGUCUCAGAAGAAGAAGCACUUGUUCAGGUCUCUUGCAGGUACAAAGUUUUUCCAGAGCACCGAGCUCGACUGGGUCGAAGCUGAGAAGAAGAAGUCGGGUUUCGGUAACGCUUUCCAUCUCUGCCGUGAGAUUCUCCGGCUGACGAAGCUUGUUGUCGAUGCGAAUGUGCAGUUUCGUCUCGGGAACGUCGACGCCUUUCAGCUAGCUGAUGGUAUGUAUCGGUAUAAGUACAGGCUUAUGAGGCAAGUUAGGAUGUGUAAGGACUUGAAGCACUUGAUAUAUUACCGUUUCAAUACCGGUCCUGUCGGUGAAGGACCAGGUUGUGGAUUCUGGGCUCCGAUGUGGAGAGUUUGGUUUUUGAAGGGCGUCAUUCGAAAGGAGUUGCGAAAACGGUCACGAAGCAGAGAGUUGGAGCUACGAGCUGCUGUGAUGCAUGACGUCGUUGAUUCAAUGCCGGAGGGUAUGAAGCAGAAGAAAGUGAAAGUAAUAGGGCAGCAUCUUAGCGAGGCGUGGCGGUGUUGGAAAGCGAAUAUACCGUGGAAGGUCCCUGGUCUGCCUGUGCCGGUUGAGAAUAUGAUACUCAGGUAUGUCAAGCAUAAGGCUGAUUGGUGGACUAACGUGGCUCACUAUAACCGUGAGCGUAUCAGGAGAGGAGCUACAGUUGAUAAGACGGUUUGUAGGAAGAAUCUUGGGAGGGUGACACGUCUCUGGUUAAAGGCGGAGCAAGAACGGCAACACAAUUACUUGAAAGACGGUGCGCCUCUCACUUCCGAGGAAGCGGUUGCGACUUAUAGCACUACGUGUUCGUGGCUUGAAGCGAGGAAGUAUUCGCCGAUUCCGUUCCCUCCUGUGUCGUACAAGCACGAGACGAAGCUUCUUAUACUCGCUCUAGAGAGGUUGAAAGAAUCGUACGGUGGAGAUGUGAGGUUGAAUCAGCAGCAGAGAGAAGAGCUUGGGUUGAUUGAACAGGCUUAUGACAACCCUCACGAGACUCUAGCGAGGAUCAGACGUCAUCUUUUGACGCAACGUAAGUUCAAAGACGUUGGGAUUCAGUUUAUGGAUCUGUACAGCUGUUUGAUUCCGGUUUACGAAGUGGAUCCUCUAGAGAAGAUUACUGAUGCGUUUCUUGAUCAGUAUUUGUGGUACGAAGCUGAUAAGCGUCACUUGUUUCCGAGCUGGAUUAAGCCGGCAGACUCUGAGCCACCGCCGCUUCUGGUUUACAAAUGGUGUCAGGGUAUCAAUAACUUGCAAGGAAUAUGGGACACGGGUGAUGGUGAGUGCGUGGUGAUGCUACAGACAAAGCUUGAGAAGUUGUUUGAGAAGAUUGAUGUCACGUUAUUGAACAAGCUUCUUCGUUUGAUAGUUGACCACAAUAUUGCAGACUAUAUUACAUCCAAGAACAAUGUGAUUGCUGGGCCGCCGCAGAAGCCUAACGAGUUUAUGACUUUUUGGGAUUCGAAAGUCGAGACGCGACAUCCCAUAAGAUUGUAUUCUCGGUAUGUAGACAGAGUGCACAUGAUGUUUAAGUUCACACAUGAAGAGGCUCGAGAUCUUAUUCAGCGUUACCUUAGGGAGAAUCCUGAUCCCAACAAUGAGAACAUGGUGGGGUAUAACAACAAGAAGUGCUGGCCGAGAGAUGGGAGGAUGAGGUUGAUGAAACAUGAUGUGAAUCUUGGUAGGAGUAUCUCCUGGGAUAUGAAGAACCGUCUUCCUCGGAGCCUUACGACUUUGGAUUGGGAGCAUAGCUUCGUCUCUGUGUACAGUAAAAAUAAUCCUAAUCUGUUGUUCAGCAUGUGUGGGUUUGAGAUCAGAAUACUUCCGAAAAUCAGGAUGAGCCAAGAAGUUUUUAGCAACGUUGGUGAUGGUGUCUGGAAUCUGCAGAAUGAACAGACUAAAGAGAAGACUGCUGUUGCUUUCUUGCGGGUCGACGAAGAACAGAUUAAGGUGUUUGAGAAUCGUGUGAGGCAAAUUCUCAUGUCUUCAGGGUCAACCACGUUCACCAAGAUCACCAAUAAAUGGAACACAGCUUUGAUAGGUCUCAUGACUUACUUCCGUGAAGCCACUCUGCAUACACCAGAGCUCAUUGAUCUGUUGGUUAAAGGUGAGAGCAAGAUCCAGACAAGGAUCAAGAUCGGUCUGAACUCAAAGAUGCCAAGUCGGUUUCCUCCGGUCGUCUUCUACACUCCAAAGGAACUUGCCGGGCUUGGAAUGCUGUCUAUGAGUCAUAUCUUGAUUCCUCAAAGUGACAUUCGUUACGGCAGACAAACAGACCUUGGUGUUACUCACUUUAGGUCUGGAAUGAGCCAUGAAGAUGAUCUAAAGAUACCUAAUCUUUACCCCAUGGGAAAGGAGUUUAUAGAUUCACAACGAGUGUGGGCAGAGUAUGCUUUGAAGAGGCAGGAAGCACAAUCCCAAAACAGACGUCUUACACUUGAGGAUCUUGAAGACUCUUGGGAUAGAGGAAUCCCACGUGUAAACACUCUAUUUCAGAAGGAUAGGCACACGUUAGCUUAUGAUAAAGGUUGGAGAGUCCGUACAGACUUCAAGCAGUACCAAGUCCUGAGACAAAACCCUUUCUGGUGGACUCAUCAGAGACAUGAUGGGAAGCUUUGGAACUUGAACAAUUACCGAACCGAUGUCAUACAAGCUCUUGGAGGUGUUGAGGCUAUUCUUGAGCACUCGUUGUUCAAAGGCACAUACUUUCCAACGUGGGAGGGUUUAUUCUGGGAGAAAGCAUCUGGUUUUGAUGAGUCAAUGAAGUAUAAGAAGCUGACGAACGCGCAGAGGUCUGGUCUGAAUCAGAUUCCUAAUAGAAGAUUUACUCUCUGGUGGUCUCCGACGAUCAAUCGAGCGAAUGUUUAUGUCGGUUUCCAAGUGCAGCUUGACCUGACUGGAAUAUUCAUGCACGGGAAGAUUCCUUCUCUUAAGAUAUCUUUGAUUCAGAUUUUCCGUGCUCAUAUGUGGCAGAUGAUCCACGAGAGUGUUGUUAUGGAUCUUUGCCAAGUGUUGGACCAAGAACUGGAUCAAUUGGAGAUAGAGACAGUGCAGAAGGAGACGAUUCAUCCAAGGAAGAGCUACAAGAUGAACAGCUCUUGUGCCGAUAUUCUUCUGUUUGCUGCACAUAAAUGGCCAGUAUCGAAGCCUAGCCUGUUGACCGAGUCGAACGAUACGUUUGACCAGAAAGUUACUAACAAGUUUUGGAUUGAUGUGCAGCUUCGUUGGGGAGACUAUGAUUCUCAUGAUAUUGAGCGUUACACUAGGUCCAAGUUCAUGGAUUACACGACUGAUAACAUGUCUAUAUAUCCAUCUCCAACAGGUGUAGUGAUUGGGAUUGAUUUGGCGUACAACAUGCACUCUGCGUACGGUAACUGGAUCCCUAACUCUAAACCUCUACUUGCUCGAGCGAUGAACAAGAUUAUGAAGUCGAAUCCGUCGUUGUAUGUGCUGAGAGAUAGGAUAAGGAAAGGCCUGCAGUUAUACUCAUCUGAGCCCACGGAGCCGAAUCUGUCGUCUCAGAACUACGGAGAGAUAUUCAGCAACCAGAUGAUAUGGUUUAUCGAUGAUACAAACGUCUAUCGUGUGACGAUACAUAAGACUUUUGAAGGAAAUCUGACAACAAAACCAAUCAACGGUGCAGCUUUUAUAUUCAAUCCAAGAACCGGUCAGCUUUUCUUGAAGGUUAUGCAUACAAGUGUUUGGGCUGGUCAGAAGCGUCUUGGUCAACUAGCUAAAUGGAAAACCGCCGAGGAAGUUGCCGCGCUUAUGCGGUCUCUUCCCGUUGAGGAGCAGCCAAAGCAAGUUAUCGUGACUCGUAGAGGGCUUUUGGAGCCGGUUCAGAAGCACAUGAACGAUUUCCCAAACGUUGUUAUCAAGGGAAGUGAGCUUCAGCUUCCGUUCCAGGCCUGUCUUAAGAUUGAGAAGUUUGGUGAUCUGGUUUUGAAAGCUACCGAGCCACAUAUGUUACUCUUCAAUAUCUAUGAUGAUUGGCUUACGAGUGUGUCCUCUUACACUGCCUUUUCAAGACUCAUCCUCAUCCUCCGUGCUCUUCAUGUCAACAAUGACAAGGCGAAGAUGUUGUUGAAGCCAGACAAGUCUGUUGUCACUGAGAAACAUCACGUAUGGCCUUCUCUAACUAACGACCAGUGGGUAAAGAGGGAGGUUGCUCUUAAAGAUCUCAUCCUGUUUGACUACGCGAAGAAGAACAAUGUGAACACAUCGGCUCUGACGCAAUCUGAGAUUAGAGAUAUUAUACUUGGAGCUGAGAUUACUCCGCCGUCUCAACAGAGGCAACAAAUAGCUGAGAUUGAGAAACAGAGCAAGGAUGUGAGACAGGUUGAUGCAGUGACAUCAAGGACCACGAAUGUACAUGGCGAUGAGCUCAUUGUCACCACCUUUACUCCUUACGAGCAAUCUGCGUUCAUUUCUACAACAGACUGGCGCGUCCGUGCGAUCUCAGCUACUAAUCUUCACCUAAGGGUGAACCAUAUUGAUGCAGCAUCUAAGGCCCCCUUAGAUAACGCUCAGGUCAAGGAGAUCCGUUGCGUGGUGAUGGCGCCACAGUAUGGGAAUCACCAGAGAGUUCACUUGCCGGCGUCUCUUCCUGAGAAUGAUUUCUUAAAGGAUCUUGAGCCCUUGGGAUGGAUUCACACACAACGUAAUGAGCUUCCUCACUUGUCGCCGCAAGAUGUUGAAUCUCACGCCCGUUUUCUUGAGAACAACAAUUUCACUCCAGGCUCGUGUUCGUUGAGCUCAUAUAAGCUGACACAAACGGGGUAUGAAUGGGGACAGCUCAACGAGGACCCUAGCAGCAAUCCCAAAUGUUACGUUACGACACACUAUGAGAAGGUUCAAAUGCUGUUGAGUGACCGGUUCCUUGGGUUUUACAUGGUUCCUGAAGACGGACUAUGGAACUAUAACUUUAUGGGCGUGAAGUACAAAGUGAACAUGAAGUAUGGUGUGAAGCUCGGAGAUCCCAAGGAGUACUAUGACAUGACUUUGGCGAGAGAGAUCGCUAGGACGCUUUUGCUUGACUUGAAGAAGCAAGAUUUGUCAGUUGAGAUGAUGAACUCGAAGUCGUGGAGAUACAACAUAUUGGAGAUGAGAUUUUAA